CUAUAUAUCGUAGAGGUCCUAGAGCCCGGACUGUCGACGCCGGUGUCGUUAUUUCUUCGGGGCAGUGGCUCACCGUUUGUGGAUAACUACGUAUCCUCAUUAUAUCCAGGCAGAACAUUAAUAAUCCGAGAUAUAAUUUUGUUGAGGGUAUAAAAUGGCGGAUCUACAGGGAGCACCAGUGAGUCAAGACGCCCUGUCCGUUGGACAACUCGAGUUGGGAAAUAAUCCAAACGCAUUGGCGUUACGCAGGCCUUUUGAUCCAGUUGCACAUGAUCUUGAUGUUACUUUCCGUCUGACGCGUUUUGCUGAUUUGAAAGGAUGAGGGUGUAAGGUCCCUCAGGAGGUACUUGGUAAACUCCUUGAGGGACUACAGGCUGAUGAUGGUAGUGCACAGGAUCAUGAGCAUGCCCAUUUUAUGCAUAUGGCCAUUCCUAGAAUUGGUAUUGGUAUGGACUCCUCCGUAACGCCAUUGCGACAUGGUGGGCUUAGCUUGGUACAGACAACUGAUUUCUUUUAUCCUCUAGUCGAUGAUCCUUAUAUGAUGGGUAAAAUUGCUUGUGCCAAUGUGUUGAGUGAUCUUUACGCGAUGGGGGUGACAGAGUGUGACAAUAUGCUCAUGUUGCUUGGUGUCAGCACGAAGAUGACUGAAAAAGAACGGGAUGUUGUUGUACCACUUAUUAUGCGUGGCUUCAAAGACUCCGCUUUGGAAGCAGGCACUACAGUAACAGGUGGGCAGACAGUUGUCAAUCCUUGGUGCACUAUUGGAGGUGUUGCCUCGACAGUUUGUCAGCCUAAUGAAUAUAUCGUGCCAGAUAAUGCAGUUGUGGGUGACGUAUUGGUUCUCACAAAACCUCUGGGGACUCAGGUUGCAGUAAAUGCCCAUCAGUGGUUAGAUCAACCAGACCGUUGGAACAGAAUUAAACUUGUGGUUAGUGAGGAUGAUGUUAGAAAGGCAUAUCAACGAGCUAUGGACAGUAUGGCGAGGCUGAACAGAAUAGCUGCACGCCUAAUGCACAAAUACAAUGCUCACGGGGCGACAGAUGUCACUGGGUUUGGCCUUUUGGGUCACGCCCAAAAUCUGGCAAAACACCAAAAGAACGAAGUGUCCUUCGUGAUUCACAAUCUGCCAGUAAUAGCAAAAAUGGCAGCAGUGGCAAAGGCCUGUGGCAACAUGUUCCAGCUGCUCCAGGGUCACUCAGCAGAGACAAGUGGAGGCUUGUUAAUCUGCUUGCCGCGAGAGCAAGCAGCAGCUUACUGCAAAGACAUCGAGAAGCAAGAAGGAUACCAGGCUUGGAUCAUUGGAAUCGUUGAGAAGGGAAAUCGUACUGCUAGAAUCAUCGAUAAGCCUCGAGUUAUUGAAGUCCCGGCUAAAGAAAAAGACGGGGAACUUUGGUAACAUCGGUUCACCUAAAAGAACACUUUAAAUAAUUGGGAAAUCAACAUUUUUUUGAUCGAUCUUCAUCAUAUCGCAGCACCGAAGGAAACAAAUGAGAUAAUUGAUCAAGGAGAAGAAAAUAAUUUGAUACAAUAUAUAAAUUGGAAUUCAAGGAGAUCAGUCUGAAAUUUACAAAAACCUUUUCUUUUAUCAGCUUUUAAAACUGUUUGAACCUUUCGUUAACAAAAACACUUUAGCUAUUCUGUUGUAAGACAUGAAAUUAUGUUGAUGAAAAUUUUCCCAAUUUGAUUUUUAUCCGAAUAUUCAUAUUUUUCGUCUGUUUAUGGAUUAUUUUACGCACAUGUGCUGAACUAAGGGUUUCAGAAAAGAUUUUUAAUUUAUUUUUGAAGGUUUUUUUUUUAAUAGUUACCUAAGCAAUGGUAAUAAAUUGAUAAUUCAUAAGUAUGUGUAAAAAUUGAAAGGAUGUGUUUUUAAGAGUUCCUCAUAAUUACCCUUAGUUUUAGCCAUGUUUGUAAAAUAAUCGAGGAGUUCAACUUUGUUUUCUAUGUUUUGCUGCUCAUCAUUUUUCUGCUGAUUGAUAGCAAAGACUAGAACAGUACGUCUGGCCAAGACAAUAGUAUAGGCAGAGUGGCUAGUCCACCAUCGAGCUUUUCACGUCUUUGUUAAGAAAUAAAUAUCAGACAGUAGAAGAAAAUGGAUACAAAUUAAUAAUACGAUGAUACAACACUGUAGAAAUAUCGCUUUUGACGAAAAUCAUCAAAACCAAUUCAUCUUACGGUUGAUCGCUUUCAACUUCGAAUCUCACUCCGAAUUCGAAGAAUGCAAUCGGAAAGUGCGUCAAGUUUAUGAUAUUAUGAACCACUCUGUGCAUGCAAUAAUAAUUCUUUAUGAUGUCUGCGGCCUUGUAACCAUUCCAAAAUUGGUUUCCUCAAUGAAGAAAUAAUGGAAUGAUGAUUGAAUAUUAAUUAUCUUGGGCCAUAGAAUAAAUUUACUAUCUUUUUCAUACAAAAAUAAAUACUUUGUCAAUACAAACUUAA
Messenger RNA from Fopius arisanus, 2433 nucleotides. It is a transcript of the gene Sps1, whose product is annotated as inactive selenide, water dikinase. Gene Ontology annotation, biological process: L-selenocysteine biosynthetic process. The transcript is spliced from 6 exons. Gene Ontology annotation, cellular component: cytoplasm. The record is from RefSeq and is a predicted model, not a curated record. Lineage: Eukaryota; Metazoa; Arthropoda; Insecta; Hymenoptera; Braconidae. Gene Ontology annotation, molecular function: ATP binding; selenide, water dikinase activity.